GUCAGCGAGCAGCGGCCACUGAAUCCAACAGUGACGAACGGAGGAUCACGGUGGAGCUUGGAUGUGAUUUUUAGGAGUUUGGGACAAUGUGGUGGAAGAGGGCGCCGCUCAUUGAUGCUGCCGGUCGGCCGCGGCAGACGUGACUUGAUAAAGUCCGCUGAAGUGAGCAGGACAAGCGCCUCUGGGAGAUGAACGUGCCCGGGAAGCAGCAGCCUCAGCCUAUCGAGCGACCUGCCAGCCUUUCCCUUCCCUGCACUUCGUUGAAGUCUGGAAUUGCUUUGCUAUACAAUGAGGAGACCAACAAUUCCUAUGACGUCUGCCUGAAACUGACCACAGAGGCGUUAACUAUACAAAAGCUGGAUGUGGUUUGCACAAGAGGAAGCCAAUCGCAAGUCAAUCACAGAACUGUAGUACUCCGAAGACAUGAUACAGGCGGUCUGGGCUUGAGCAUCAAAGGGGGUGUCGAGAAUAAUGUGCCUGUGGUGAUUUCCAAGAUUUUUGAAGAUCAAGUUGCCAAUCAGACAGGAAAGCUGUUCGUUGGUGAUGCUUUGUUAGAGGUCAAUGGGAUUAACGUGGAGCGUUGCACUCAUGAGCAAGUUGUUCACCUCUUGCGCACCGCCGGUGAUGAAGUCAUGAUCACUGUGCGAUAUCUGCGAGAAGUUCCAUCCUUUCUCAAACUGCCUCUAGGUUCUCCUGGGCCAUCUGGUGAUCACAGCGGUGAAUCCUCUUCCCUCUACGACUGCAGCUCAUAUUUAAACGGCAGCACAGCUUUAUCGCCACCUUCACCCUCAGCUAAUGAACCAAAGUAUGAGAAGCGCUGGCUGGAUGCCAUUUCCCUGCCCCUGUUGAUGGCCAGAGUCUCCAGAUACAAAGCUGGCCCAGAUGAAUUAAGGUCGAACUGUUUUGAAGUCUUUGCCUUGAAUGGAGCCAGGGCCAAUGUUUUCCAAUUUUGCACUGCAGCAGAAACUGCAGACUGGCUCCAAGCAAUAUCGACAAAGAUCAGUGACUUGACCCUAGAGAAUAUUAAGCUGGCAAACAAAUAUAGCUCUUCAGAUGAUCAGAUUGUUCACAUGGGCUGGGCUUGUGAAAGAGCAGAGCGCAAGGCUGCAACGUUCAAGUUCCUGGCACUGAGAGGACAGUAUUUUCAUAUCUUCAAAAGUCCACCGCUCAGCACUGCUGAAUGGGGUCAAGCAGAAACAAUAUAUAACCUCUAUGAGGUGCUUUUCAAGGUUCACAAGCUGUGGAUGACAGAGGAUUGCUGGCUACAGGCAAGACUCUACUUGGGUCUUGAGCAUUCACUUGAGCAGCAGGACAAUGAGUCUCUGUGCUUCAGCAUUCUCAUCGGCCAUGGGCAGAGCCACACCUUCAGAGCAGAGCUGGCCUCUGACCUGGCUGUCUGGGAGAAGUCCUUCCAAAGAGCUGUCUUCAUGGAAGUGCAGCGGGUACGAACGAAAAGCUACAUGUGCAGCAUCCAUGGGAAUACACUGUGCUUCACCAUAGAUUUUGAUUCAGGCUUUGUAUGUUUGGACGGAUCCUCAAAUAUGCUACUAUGGCGAUAUAAAUUCUCUCAGCUUAAAGGCUCCUCUGACGAUGGGAAAAACAGGGUAAAACUUCUUUUCAAGAAUGCUGAAAGCAAUCAAAUAGACACGAAGGAACUAGAGUUUGCUAAUCUAACGGCGGUCCUCCACUGUAUUCACUCUUUUAUUGCUGCCAAAGUGGAUGCUCUCUUUCCAUGCAAUCAAAGCUUGGGUGGAAAUUACAUGCACAUCUAAAAGGACAUGUUUUGCACAAUGUCAGGGGAGAAGAAAAUGCAGUUUUCAAAAUGUUUUGUUCACAAUAUGUGCUUCUGUCUCUUCAUAUCUUUCAUAUGUAUAACAUACACAAAUCUGACUGGAGCUGCACCCAUGAUGCUUGGUUCAUUGUCAUGUGUCGUACAUCAACACAUUGACACAAGAAAAAAAUAAAAUAAAAAUGAAAUUGGCGACAAAUGGACAAAAUGAAAAUCUCUAGUGAGAAACUGUUUUUUGUUGGCUUCGUCGAAGUUCCAUUUGUAUGUUUGCUUCUUUUUUUUUUUGGAAUCGAAUAAACCCAUUACAGUUGA
Hippocampus zosterae (dwarf seahorse) is the source of this 2101-nucleotide messenger RNA. It is a transcript of the gene sntg2, whose product is annotated as syntrophin, gamma 2. The record is from RefSeq and is a predicted model, not a curated record. Gene Ontology annotation, molecular function: structural molecule activity; protein binding. The transcript has 17 exons. Gene Ontology annotation, cellular component: intracellular anatomical structure; dystrophin-associated glycoprotein complex. Lineage: Eukaryota; Metazoa; Chordata; Actinopteri; Syngnathiformes; Syngnathidae. The coding region runs from base 189 to 1772 and encodes 527 amino acids.